UAAAGAUUCGAUUGGUGUUGUCAACAAAAACAUGUAAGAAAAAUACGAACAUGAAACUUCAAAACAAUCAUCAACUUAUUACCAGUAAAACCCUAACGAAACUAUGGAGUUUUACAGCUAAAGACAGGUUUAAUUGUAUACGACUAGGCACCAUAUUCAGACAAACGGGAUCAAGUCUGGUUGUUGGUGGAGAAGAUGGUAACAUUAGAAUAUAUGAUUUACCUAUUACAGGUAGUCCAUCAAAACCACAGGUUGUUUUAGAGAGUAAAGGUGGACCUAUACAGACUAUGUGUAUAUAUGAUAUAACCAAGUUUUAUCAUAACGAUUUAUUGGUAGCUGAUUCACAGGGUCUGUUAACAGUCUUCUGUAACAAACAGAUUCUCAGUCGACAAACUAUAUCAACAGACUGUAUUAAUUCACUUCAAGUUCUACAAGAUUCAACCGGUUGUAGUCAAAUUAUAACUGGUACAGAUACCGGUGUUAUUACAGCCUCACUUCCAGCUUCAGAAUUAUGGAGAAUCAAUUUUAAUGAUGUCCAUACCACUAAUCAAAGUGAUCCGAGUAAAUUAGUGACAAUAACAAGUAUGUUAGUGGUUGAUUUGUCAGAUCAAUGUGGUGUUAUAUCUACAUAUUUACUAGUUGCUGAUAGCGCUAGUAUGUUACAUGUUAUCAAUCAGGGUACAAUAGUCAUGACAUUAAAAUCACCAGCUAUUAUAACAGCAAUGUGUGCAGGAAGAUUUAUUAAUAGUAGUAAAUUAGGAGUUCAGACACCAUCUUCUACUGGUAUCAACACAUCAAUUACAUCAAAAAUAUCUCAACAAGUAGCUCUUGGUUCUAGAACAGGAGCGGUUUAUAUUCUACAUAAUUUUUCAAUAACUCUUGAUGAAUUUGCUAAUUGUAAAUGUCCUAUAACAGAGUUGUCUGUAUUAAAGAUGCCAGAUAAAGAAACAGAUUAUCUACUAUGUUGUGGUCAUAUUAAUUCAUUACUAGUUUUUCAAGAUGGCAAGGUAUAUUGUGAAUAUGAAAUGUCUGAUUGGAUUAAUACGAUUGAUACAUGUGAUAUAGAUAAUGAUGGAUUAACAGAAAUAGUUGUUGGUUGUUUGGAUAAUACUGUACUAGCUUUAAAACUAACAGACUGAAACUAGAUUGUGGUUUAAUUGUUAAACAGUCAAUUUUAGGGCUUGACCUACCACAAAUUGCAACAGAAACAAUUACACUUGCAUUCAUUCAGGAAUCCUCCCCUAUACACCAUAUUAAAAAUCUUAAUGAAUGGGGUCAUAUAUUCUAAUUAGUAACCAAAUAAAGGCACACAAUGAGUUUUGUCACGGCAUUGUUCAUGGCGUCGUACAAAUAAGAUUUCAUUAUACCAAUAUAUUAUCGGUAUCCAGGAAAUCUAAGAAGCUAUUAUUAACAAGAAAAAAUAUGUUGCUUCAUUCGUAAUAUGCAAAUUAGCCUUGGUUCUUUUUUUACUGAUUUGGGGGGGUAAACUCAGGGAUUUAGCAUCAAAACAUCAGUUACCUGCUCCGUGUAGUCAGUGAUGGAUAGCCACAUCAGGCCACAAAAUUUCAUCUUAACGGUCGGUUACGUAUCGUCAUAUUUUCAUUUUACAUCAUAAAUUUACAAUUUGUCACACUCAAUAACAUUAACUGAAUAUGUAAAUUCUAUGGUGAUGUGUACGAUUGGAAAUAAAUUAUAAACAUCUUGUUA
Molecule: messenger RNA, 1707 nt
Organism: Patella vulgata (common limpet)
Lineage: Eukaryota; Metazoa; Mollusca; Gastropoda; Patellidae
Exons: 8
Coding region: 51-1139 (362 amino acids)
Molecular function (GO): protein binding
Source: RefSeq, a predicted model, not a curated record